UGGGAGCAGGAGGCCCAACCCACUGAAACACAAAGGCGGCCUUGGAAAACCAGCGUGUUCGCUGUCUCGUCAUCGCCGAUUCUCCUAGCAGUCGCUCGCUUCUGGCGACUCGAGAGGUUCUCGCACUUUGUCUGUCCUCCAUUCAACUCUCUGGAGUAGGGAGCGGACUGAAUUCUCAGAAAAAAGGGAUCGGGUAAGAACAAAAUUUCUUGCGAAAGCUCCUUAUGUAGUGCUGAGUACAGAUUCACCCGGUGAGAAUCUUGCAUCAAUGUCUUCCUAAGUUUACCUUCUUCAUCAAUUUGUUGCCCUCCUCGCUCUAGGGUUUUUUGUCUCUAGGGUUUCCGGAAGAAUGUUGCUUUCUGGACUCCGUUGUUAGGGCAUUGAUUUUUGAAGGGGUAAUUGUCAUGCUUAUGUUAUUACUUUGUGGUGUGAGAGAAUGGAACUUGCUAUCCAGACUUUCUGCUCCUGAAUCCGCUGUACCAUGAAGUGCGAAUGGUCUUUGCUGAGUAGAUAAAUUUUGGAUUCUGAAUGUCACAUAGGUGUUGCGAUCAACCUGCAAAUCGGGGUUUUUUUUGAGCGAUGAGACGGCAGGGCCAGUAUGCUGAUUCUGGUGGCACUGGUUAUGGUGGUGGUCAGAUGCAGCAGCAUACUUCUAGUCAGAGGGUUGAACAAGGGUCUGAUCAUUUCCAAGGACAACUGGAGGCCUUCACUCCUGAGAGAGAGACAUCUUAUACUUCCUCGAAACCUGAUGGACAGUGGCGAUGGGUGAGGGAUGAAUCAAAGCCGGUAGCAUCUCAGAUGUUCAAUGAAGGUCAAGUGGUUGAUGCAUCAAGGACUUAUAUUCAGGGGAAAAGGCCCGAGUCCCAUGUGGGUCUAGAGCAACAAGGGAACCUUGAUCCUAGAUCUCGAUCACGUGAGGAAGAUAUGCAGAACUCUUAUGAGGACAAACCACGUUUGCAAACUUUUGAAGGCCUUGAGCAGAAAUUCAUUGAUGACAUCAUGAAAUUAGCCAAGGAACAGAGUGAUGCUGAGGACGCAGAGAUUUCCAGACACAGAGAGAAAAUAAAGUCCAUAAACGACCGGCAUCAGGAACAACUAUCAGCACUUCGAGCUAGGCACGCAAGUCGAAGAGAAGAACUGCUUCGGAAGGAGUCACAAGUACGACAACACAGAUAUCAGCAAGCUAUGAUGGAUCAUUACCCAAACAACAACAACAGCAUGGCUCCUGGAGAAUCCCUUGGCUAUAGCGCUUCACGUGCAGGCUCAGCAUCUAUCAAUGAAGCUCAGCAAGCUAAUUACAGCGGAAGCCCUUUCGAUUCUUACCAGGAGAAGGCUCGUUUCCUCGGUAAUAACGCAAGGGAUCAAGGAUACGGGACCAGAGGCCAAUACCCUGCAGGGGGACGUGUGUAUGAUUCAGGCACACGCUACUAUUGAUCGGUUCACUUCCUCAUCUCAUCCGUGGUGCCAGGUUAAAAUAUAGCCUUCAGUUUGUAGGCUCUGCUUAUAUGCUAACAUAUCUAUGUUACUCUUGCUAGCUACUUUCCCCCCUUGCUUCUGUCCUUGUGGCAUUGUUGCCCUCUUGCCGUUUCAUUGUGUUAUUAUACAUGACCUUAAACUCCACUUAUGAAAAACCCAGUUUAGUGAAAAAAAAAAAACAAUAUAAAUUAGUUUGUUAAUUGCGUCUUCUUCUGUUGAUGCAUCGAUCGAGGCCUUCUCAGUACAAUGAAACGCUCUCACAUUCUUAUUCUCCUUCUCCUUCCUAACCUUAGUAAACGUACAUUUUAACUUUGAAUCACGAAACAGGCUUCUGCAGGUU
Molecule: messenger RNA, 1816 nt
Organism: Linum tenue
Lineage: Eukaryota; Viridiplantae; Streptophyta; Magnoliopsida; Malpighiales; Linaceae
Source: the annotation of a GenBank genome assembly